CAUCGUGGGGGGGGGGGCAUUGGGGAUCUCAGCCUUUUAAGACUUUGGGGAUGAUUUGUGGGAGUCUCAGCUUUUGGGAUAUUGGGGCCACUUUGGGGUGGUCUCAGCCCUCAGGACCCCCAGGGGGGCUUUAGGGCAGGCUGAGCCUUUUGGGAUAAUGGCGUCCUUUUGGGGGGAGGGUCUCAACUUUAUGGGAUGUUGUGCACAGUUUGGAGGGGGACUCAGCUCUGAGGGAUAUUGGGGACAAUUUGGGGGAUCUCAGGGCUUUGGUACUCAUGGGAGGAUUUUGGGGUGAUGGGGGGCCUCAGCCUUUUGGGUUACUAGGGAUGAUUUGGGAAUGCUUGGCCUUAUGGGAUGGUGGGGGCACUUUGUGGGGAGCUCAGCUUUGUGGGAUACUGGGGCCACUUUGGGGAGUCUCAACCCUUAGGACUCCCAGCAAAGGCUUUAGGGAUCUCAUGGGAUCCCAGUGUUGAGCUCAGCUCACUGUUGUGUCCCCACGGGGACCUCUGGGGGGCUCCAAAUGGGGAUGGGGUCACUGCCACCACUGCCACCUCCCCACUGUCCCCUCAAUUCAGGUGCCUUUAUGGUGCACGUGGCCAGCUCCUGCCCGCUGGCAGCCAAUGGCUCUCUGCUGGGCUUUGACCUCACCGUGGCCUUCAACAAGAACCCCCUGGUGUGCUACGACCCCGACGUCCGCCGCUUCAACGCCUGCGAUUGGAGGCUGCUGCACAACGUGGCCGGACGGAUUGCCAGUGCCCUCAACAACGGCAGCACCUGGGUGCAGCGCGCAGAGGCGCGGAGACGGGCGUGCAGCAAAGUGGCUGCACGGUUCUGGGCACAGACAGCGCUGCGGAGGACCCAGCCCCAGGUCCGCAUCGUCCCUGCACAGACAUGGAACCCCAGCGUGCCCAUCCGCCUCACCUGCCACGUGUGGGGCUUCUACCCCCCCGAGGUGACCAUCAUCUGGCUGCACAACGGGGACAUUGUGGGGCCCGGAGACCACUCGCCCGUGUCGGCCAUCCCCAAUGGGAACUGGACCUACCAGACACAGGCGGCCCUUUCAGUGGCCCCGGAGCUGGGGGACACCUACACGUGCUCAGUGCAGCAUGCCAGCCUGGAGGAGCCCCUCCUGGAGGACUGGCGUCCUGGGCUGACACUAGAGGUGACUCUGAUGGUGGCUGUGGCCACUGUCAUGAUGGUGCUGGGGCUCGGCUUGCUUCUCACUGGUGUCUACUGCUGGCGGGCCCAGCCCCCUGCCCCAGGUUACACCCCACUUCCCGGUCACAACUACCCUUCAGGCAGCAUCUGAUGGACACCUUCUGUCACCCACUGUCCCUGUGUGUCCCCAUCCCCAACCCUGAGCCAUGGUGCUGACAUUAAAGACACUCUGCAGCCUC
This is a messenger RNA of Lagopus muta (rock ptarmigan), 1397 nucleotides long. Its product is annotated as HLA class II histocompatibility antigen, DM beta chain-like. Gene Ontology annotation, cellular component: MHC class II protein complex; membrane. The coding region runs from base 521 to 1309 and encodes 262 amino acids. Gene Ontology annotation, molecular function: MHC class II protein complex binding. NCBI's taxonomy places the organism in Eukaryota, Metazoa, Chordata, Aves, Galliformes, Phasianidae. The transcript is spliced from 5 exons. Gene Ontology annotation, biological process: positive regulation of T cell activation; immune response; immunoglobulin production involved in immunoglobulin-mediated immune response. The record is from RefSeq and is a predicted model, not a curated record.